Daucus carota subsp. sativus is the source of this 1343-nucleotide messenger RNA. Its product is annotated as protein NEGATIVE GRAVITROPIC RESPONSE OF ROOTS. The record is from RefSeq and is a predicted model, not a curated record. Lineage: Eukaryota; Viridiplantae; Streptophyta; Magnoliopsida; Apiales; Apiaceae. Bases 143 to 955 code for a protein of 270 amino acids. The transcript has 5 exons. Gene Ontology annotation, biological process: regulation of growth; gravitropism.
UCUACCAGCCAUGGAACUACUCCCCAAUUGGUAGUAUUUAAAACUUGCCAGUCUCACUCUUUGUAGGCUUGUGGGAUAUAUGUGCUUUUGCUGAAUUUUCCCACCUUUGCUAAAGUAGCCUUAACGUUUCAUAUAUUUACGCAUGAAGAUCUUCAGUUGGAUGCAAAACAAGCUGCAUGCUAUAAGGGAUACAAAGAAACUAAAUCCAUUAACGUCUAAUGACAACAUUGUGCAGAAGCCUUUCGAAGAAGAGCACAGUGACUGGCCUCAUGGGUUGCUUGCAAUCGGGACAUUUGGAAAUAAAAAUGUGAACGCAAUCCCGGAGACCUGCAAUCUACAAUCGAGCAAACUUUCCCAAGAUAAUUCAAAAGACAUUGACCAUGAAGAAUUUAGAAAUCAUCAAAAGAAAUCAAAUAUUAUACUGGACAGACAAGAUCCAGAGUCUAAUGUAGCGAAUGAGCUUGAAAGUCACCAUAUUUUGGAAAAGACAUUUAAGACAUCAUCAACCUCAGACAUUAACAGACCGUCAAGCUACACCGUGUCUGAUGAUAUAGGGGAUGAAGACGGUCCUUUCCAGCUUAUCAGUGGAACAGUUGUGAUUAAUCGAGGAAAGGAAAGUCACUUAGAUAGCACCAAAAAUGCUAGUAUUGGAAAGGAAUCACUGUCACUUCUCCUGAAAAAGAUGUUUAAAAGUGAAAUUACUCCAACUUCGAGUCUAAGAGAUUCGUUUCCAGAAGCGAGACUGGAGAAAUCAAGAAUGAACAAGAUUUUCAGAAGUGUGUUGAACAAAAAGAUAUUCCCACAAAGUUUGAGCACAAAGGCUACUAGCACAAAGAAAUGCUUGAAUAAUAAACAACAUUGCAUGAGUGAUGGCAAGAACAUAUUAGCAGAAGAGAUCUCAGCUGGAAGUAAAUGGGUCAAGACAGAUUCUGACUUUAUUGUUCUAGAGAUAUGAUGAAGUGAAUCUGGAGCAAUGAUGUAGUUGAAUGUCUGUAACCCUUGUGCUUCUUCUGCUCAUAAGUGGAGAAAACCUGAGAUCUUGGAGUUGGUGUCCAACAUAAUUUUCGCCAUGGAGGAUAUGCACAUGUUUUUUCCCAUGGAUGGUAUAAAUGUUUCACACAAUUACUCGCACGACGCCUCAAAAUAUAAACCCUUAACCAUUUGGGCUAUGCAACCGUGUUCAAACAAUACUCAAAUUUACAUCUAUCAUAUUAAUAUUGUGAUGAACAAGUUCUGAAAUUUCAUAAAAGAUUCACCGAGAUCAAGUGGGCAAGAGUGUAUCAUAAUUGGUAUUCAUUGUUAAAACAAAAAUGCCAACACAUAAUCAAGUCCUUUAUGUUGCG